Ctenocephalides felis (cat flea) is the source of this 697-nucleotide messenger RNA. RefSeq lists its product as uncharacterized. The record is from RefSeq and is a predicted model, not a curated record. Lineage: Eukaryota; Metazoa; Arthropoda; Insecta; Siphonaptera; Pulicidae. The transcript has 4 exons. Bases 1 to 666 code for a protein of 221 amino acids.
AUGCCUGCUGGUGUGAAUAUAAUGCUGCGGAAAAAUAAUAUUCAUCACAAUAUGUGGACACUAGGCACAAUGAUCGGCGCAAUGCCCGCAGUGGCAGUUCGGCACGAGCGUCGCCGUGCCGAAAAGCGCACAAAGCGCCCGAACCAGCUGUACUUGGGCGGUGCGUGGUUGCCGGGCGCACCGCACCACAACGCAGCCGGCACGCCGAGCCCCUCGCCCAGCGGACAAUACGGGCCCAGUCCGGCGGGAUGCGACGGAGAUGGGCUGCCCGAGUACUACUUGUGCGGAAAGGUAUCAGCUCUUCAAGUAGUCGUAUGCCUCUUAUUGCUUGGAGCAAUUGUUCUCGUAGUUGGGCUUGUCCAGCUUAGCCCUGGUGCAGAGGCGGCUGACCAUAGAUACUUACUUCUUGGUGCCGGAGGAUCAAUACUGGUAUUGGGACUAAUUCUCACAGGUGUCAGAUGUUGUUGUCUGUCCUUCAUGAUGCGUCGCCCGAUAGCCACUCACGAUGCCGAUUGCGUCGGAGUUUCCGUGGCUCCGGAGCACCGAGCUAUUUCUUCCAUAGAUCGCCUAGUUUCCACAGAACAUCAGCCAACCGGAGAACAACCAGAACUGGACGCUCUCUUGAUCGGAUCACCAAAAGAGGCACCCAAAAAUGCGGACACAUAGGACAGGAUCACGACUAGAAAUGUCUAGAUAU